AUGCCUCGAAACAACCACGACAGUGCUGCUGAACCGUGCAGACGGCUUUUCUGCGGGCCUCGCACAGAUGGCAGCCAAGAAGGCGAGCAUCGGCAUUCUGUUCAGAGCCUGGCGCGGAGAAGCGUUUGCACCAAAGUCGCCCGUGCCGGCCAUCAGCUGUGGCCCCCGCCCAGGCCAACGCUCACAAUCGGCCCCCCGGUGAGCCCAGGUGGGGGUGGCGGCUUCGUGUUCAGCCAGCGCAGCUGCACGAAGCAAAAGAAUGCCACCUGUCUGGCGGCACCGCGCAGCCCGAUGCUCAUGAACAGCGUUCGGGGCGUGCCGGCCGUGAGGUCGCAUUCGGCGGACUUCUGCUGCUCCCAGUGCGGAGUCAACUGCUAUGACCCCGUCGUGGUCACGACCACCGAGGCGCCUCGCGUGGUGGUCCGGCGCCACUACAACACGGUGGUCAGGAGGGUUCCGGUGAAUCACCAUGUGAAGGUGCAGAUGCCGCGGCCUGCGCCCAUCAUCCACACCCUGCACGUUGUUAAGCCCAACGCUCACCACGACGGCGGCGACUACGACCACGAAAUGUGGUCCGGCGCGCACAAGAGGUGGUGCUGCUACAAGUACAAGGAGGGCUGCCCAAAGCAAGUGGUUGACCGCAACAUCUACCACCACCUGACCAAGAUUCAGAAGCUGCAUGUGCCGGUGCCGUUGCAGGAGCCGCGGAGUCCUUCAAUCAUCCACAAAAGCCCGCAAGUCUACCGCGUCCCGAGCCCGCCGAAGUACGUGCACGUGCCGGCGCCGGGGCCCAAAAUCCACAAGGUCGUCACUAUCAACAAGGACGUGCCUUAUCCUGUCAAGGAGCCUCCCCAGGUCAUCACCGUCAAGAAGCCCUACACCGUGAAAGUUCAGGGCCACCGCCACUAUGUGGACGUGCCCGUGCCGUCGCCUCCCCACAUCGUCAACACUGUGCAUGACUACAACUGCGACUCCCAUUUCGGCAAGUGGUGCUACGUCUGGUCGGGCACGAAGAAGCAGUGGUGCUGCGCGCACCAGCACCUGGGCUGCCCAGGAUCUUGGCACCAUCACCACGUGGUGACCAUUACUGGUGUGCAGCACCUCAAGCACUGUGAUUGCCACGCGGGCUUGUCCAACUGGUAUCAUGGCUGGUCCCGCGUCCAGAAAUCGUGGUGCUGCGACCACCACCAUCUAAUCUGCCCUGGCAUGGCGCACGGCCAGUGGCACGCUCGCACUGUGGUGCACACCAUGGGCCAUCAUGCCGGCCAUGGCGGAUACGACUGCGAUGCAGGCUACUCCAAUUGGGAGCACGGCUGGUCGUACAUGGUCGUACCACAAGAAGACGUAUUGCUGCGAGCGCGAGCACAAGGGCUGCCAGCCGUACCACUGCCACCAACACGAGGAGAAGCGCAGGGAGCCCCAUUGUGA
Messenger RNA from Symbiodinium sp. CCMP2592, 1428 nucleotides. The record is from the annotation of a GenBank genome assembly. Lineage: Eukaryota; Dinophyceae; Suessiales; Symbiodiniaceae.